GCUCACAAUAGAACACAGAGAACACGAGCUAUAUAAUCUUGAAGCAACCCACUCUCCAUUUCUUCCAUCGUGGCCUUCGGCUGUUAAUUCUUUGAUGAGGGUGUUGAAACGCAAAGCUGAGGCCGAGUCCUCCAUGUUCCACUCGCGAGAUCAUUGCUCUAGUAUCGAAGUCCCUUCCAGGCGCGCGCCUAAUUCCGUUCCGAACAGGUAGCCAUUGGAGAUAUGCUGACGAUACUUCUGUUACUUGCUUUGAGGGCUUACUAGCUAAUGAUGUCAACAGUUCGACCCUCUUAUUCAUCCCCGGGGACUUCAGCAAUGCCCAAAUGUCUUUGCCGUGGAUGUCCGUCUACCUAUGCUCGCAGACUUGGAACAAGAACACAACGCAAAUAAGAUUGAGCUCUCGAAUGUUACCAUCCCACCAGCCCUGCUGCGCCCCCUCAAUCCUGUCGUCGAUUCAGGCUCUUCAGCCCGGGGAAGCAGUGGAGUUUAUCGUCACCUGCCAGGGCGUGAUGCAUUCAGGCUACUUGAGAUACUCCCGGACGAUAGUGGCACUCUUCAAUGCAAGCUGCAUGUAUGCAGCUUGAACGAAAGUGAGGCAGCAUACGAGGCUCUAUCUUAUACUUGGGGUAAGCCAGACUCUUCUAGUGACCAAAAGAUCGAGAUUAUUGCCAACGGUGUGAGUCACUCUAUGAUCAUCUCUGGAAACCUGUAUAUAGCAUUACGGGAACUUCGGGGUAUUAAUACCAGUAGAUUGAUAUGGGCGGAUGCCAUCUGUAUCAAUCAGAAAGACGUGGCAGAGAGAGGCCAACAGGUGGCUUUGAUGGGAAGGAUAUUCAACAGCGCCUGGCAGGUCAUUAUCUGGUUGGGAGAGGAGAAAGACAGGUGCUGUUGUGGAAAUACAGUUCUUGAAAGGUCUCUUUCGUCCAUCUCAGAUGGUUUCUCUGAGAUCUGUUCUGUUGUUAAUGAGUGGCUCGCUCAGGCUGGCCACAAGACUGUCGAAGCCACUUACCUUGGCAUCUCUCAAGAUGGCCAAUCUACCGUACAUCAUGCUAAGAUCGACGAUGGAGGAGGCCUCAAUUUUGGAAUGACGGAGCUCUUCCUUCGGCAUUGGUUCUCCCGCAUUUGGGUUUUGCAAGAGGUUGUCCUCGCUAAACAAGCCCUUGUACAACUCGGCUCAUACCAGAUUCCAUGGGAAUGGGUCGGACUCGCAGCAGCUAUCGUUGUUCACAAGAACGAGCUGUCGCCCGGUGGCUUGAACAGACACAUGGUUCCUCCGGGAGCAAUGAACAGUUAUCUCAUGUAUCGACUGUCAGUUUCUCAGAAGUGCCUUCCACGACUAGAAUUCUCAUUCGCUCAAUUACUCCAAGCCACGCGACACUUUGAGAGUAAAGAACCCAAAGAUAAAAUCUAUGGCUUGUUGGGCAUUGAAACAACAGAUUUGCUAGCCACAAGGAUCGUCCCAGAUUAUCGAGAGAUAACGACACCACAGAUGGUUUAUGAGGAUAUCGCGGGACUCAUGCUCGGCGCAGACUCACCUUUAACGUUUCUUUCGGGAGCCGGGCCACUGGGAACCGAUGACCGCCCGGAGCCAUCGUGGGUUCCAAUCUGGCAUGCGCCACGGCGAUGGACAAUGUUACCGACACAGAAGAAUAGAGGCUUCCGAUGUGCAUCUGACGCUAUGAUGGAACUCCACCCCGUUAAAAAAGCCGGAGAGCUGGUCCUCAAGGGCGUAAUCAUCGAUGACGUCUUGUCCAUACAAGAAUCCCGUGAAGAUUGGAACAUGGCGCGUCGAAGAGGCCGCUACGAACUUCUAACUCAGCCGCAGUGGAGCAAGGAAGCGUGGAGAAAAUGUGCCUUGACUCUGACGUGCGGCGGGGACGGGAGAGCAUAUCCCGUUAAUGAUGAGGCUGCGCAGCUUGCUGAUCUGGCUGCCCUGGUACUUUCGAAUAUCCACUGGGUUCUCAGCGAUCUUAUCGCACUGCGAGAUGUUAUCGAGCCCGAAGGCGACAGUAUGACGCAGGCUAAAUAUCUCAAGGAGAUCGCUGAAGGCGGAAAUUCCCGCCGAUAUAUCAGCGCGGUGGAACCUGUUCGUGCUUGUUACAGGUUGUUUAAGACGGCAUCGAAAGACUUUGGGGUUGGGCCUGUUGAUAUGAAGAUCGGGGAUAAACUCUGUGUACUGCUUGGUGCUGAGGUUCCGUUUUUGUUGAGGCCGAAGGGAGGUGGGUACUUGGUUGUUGGGGAGUGCUAUGUCUAUGAUUUGAUGCACGGAGAGGUCCUCGAGAAACUAGCAGCUGAUCCAGAUGGGCAGUUGAAGGCUGAAUGGAUCAAACUCAUCUAGAUUUGUUAUUUGUAGCUAAGACCUGUGGCUGGGAGAUCAAACCAAGAGAGAGAACCUAGAGUUUUCACUUCGUGGGGCGCACUCAAUUCAGUGAGCUUAAUGGUAAUGGUCUACAAAUGAAUCUGACUGAGUUGCAGUUCUCCUGAUUAUCUAUACCAAAUAUUCAGUAACGCCUAUUCCAGCUCAAAGUUAACAUAAACCCGACUCUCCCAGCCCGCAAGCAUCGGCCGUCCCACUUUCAAUCCGCCCGCAGUCUCCCUCGUAUACGCCAUCAACCUCACAUCCUCAUGCGAGCAUCCCAAGACAGUAGGAACAUCCGGGCCAAGUCUAUCCUCUCGACUCAUAUUCAACACAACAACAGCCUUCCUCUUCUCACCCCGUCGUCCCUUAACAGGUGCAACACUCUCUUUCACAUAACAAAACAGCGAUUCAUCUUCAGGAUCUAGAAGUUUGAAAGAACCAAAUACAAAGAUAUCUUGAUAUUCUUUUCGAAGGCGCAGCAUGGCUUUGUAGAAACUGAGAAUGGAGUUUGGGUCUUUGACCUGCUUAGCGACGUUGAUAUCGCGAUAGUCAUCGUGGACUCUCAUCCAUGGCUUCGCAGACGCGUCGGCAAAGCCAGCGUUGGGUGAAUCAUCCCAUUGGAAGGGAAUACGCGAGUGAUCACGCGCCAUGAUUUGAAGACCGUGCAUGGUGUCUCUAACGCGCUUCUCGUCUCCUGACGCGACGGCUUCAGCGUAGAAGUUGCUGCUUUCGAUAUCCUUGUAUUCUUCAAUUCCCCACGACUUGGGCAUGUUGGUCAUGCCAAUUUCUUGUCCUUGGUAUAGGAAUAAAGUGCCCGUGAGCGUCGUUUGCCAGGUAGCCAAAGUCUUUGCUGACUUUAGCCACCACUCUGGCGUUGACGCGUCACCGAAACGGUCGACCGCACGGCCAUUGUCGUGGUUCUCGCAGAAAGCUGUUGCCCACGCGUCUGUACCCUCAAUAAAGCUCUGCCACUUAUACACAAACGCCUUGAGCUUCGAUAACGGGAACGGUUCGUAAAUAUACUUGUCACCAAACCCAUUGCCAUUACCAAGUCUGAUCAUGGAGAACUCAAACACCAUGUCCAACUCUUUCGCAGCGGCUGAGACAUAGGGAAUGACUUGUGAAGGAUUAGGCGUGUUUGAAAGCUCACCCACUGAAACCGCAUUAUAAGGCCCAAGGACUUUCUCAUACAUUUCAUGGAUAAACUCAUGAAUGCGCGGUCCGUUGCACCACAUUUCAGGCGCAGGCUGAUGAGGCGACGAGGGAUCCGUGAUAGGCGCGUCGACAAAGUCUCGCCUCUUGGAGUAUUUGUUAACGGUAUCAAUGCGAAACCCAUCAACGCCGCGAUCAAGCCAAAAGCGCAUAGUAUUUUCGUAAAUCGCUUCUCGACACUCAUCAUUGUCCCAAUUCAAAUCAGGUUGAUCAGGCGCAUAAAGAUGAAGAUAGUAUUCUUGCGUGUGCUCGUCCCAAGUCCACGUCGAGCACGCAAAAUAUCCCCUCCAGUUCGUAGGAGGAUAUCUCACGCCGUUCUCAUCAUACCGCGCUGGUUUCCAGAUAUACCAAUCCCUCUUGGGAUUGUCCUUUGAAGACCUCGAUUCUUUGAACCACUCGUGCUCUAUCGACGUGUGAUUCACAACAAGAUCGAGAAUAAUCUUGAGACCUCGCGCAUGGCAUUCUUUGACGAGAAUAUCGACAUCUUCAACACUGCCGUAGGGUUCGUAGAUUUUUUGAUAGUCUGAGACGUCGUAGCCCAUGUCUUUCUGAGGACUCUCGAAAAUGGGAGAUACCCAUACGACGUCGAUGCCAAGAUCGCUUAGAUAAUCGAGCUUGGAGAUGAGACCGGGUAAAUCGCCCCAGCCGUCGUUGUUGGAGUCUUUGAAGCUGGCUGGGUAGACUUGAUAGAAGGAUGCGGCUUUCCACCAGGGCUGUUUGCCUAUGUAUUGGUGUUCAUCGUCCCAGAUGAUGGAGCCCAUGAUGGCUGGAUGAACGGAGAGGGAGAGAAUAGAAGAGAUGAUGGUAAAAUGGGAGUGAUGGGCUUGGAAUAUUGUUGAGAGGGGAAGACGAGGUGUUUAUUAUUUACCCAUCUUAUCGGCCGACAUCACCCCGUUACUUGUGGAGAUCAGAUCCUUUCUCUGAUCAACGCCGCACAUAACGGACUCUCCGCUCAAACAAUGCAGCGUAACAUUCAUCGCUAUCUCAGCCGAGGCUGCCUCUCACCCCGUCAAUCUACCCUACGACGUCACCCAAAAAUCCUUGCUCGUGUGUGACCAGCGGAGACUCCGCCUUUAGCGCUCCCACCAUCGGAGUCGUUCCGCACUAUUGAUCUCUAGUCCCAAAACAACCAAUUGUUACAAAGAAACAAAUUCUGAAG
Molecule: messenger RNA, 4730 nt
Organism: Fusarium verticillioides 7600
Lineage: Eukaryota; Fungi; Ascomycota; Sordariomycetes; Hypocreales; Nectriaceae
Exons: 2
Coding region: 353-2338 (661 amino acids)
Source: RefSeq, a predicted model, not a curated record